GCAGGAGGACCAAAGUUGCAUCUCAAGUUUCUGGUGGGAAUUUCUUCUUUGUUACACCAGAUCCCCAUGUUGUGCAACAUGGCUUAAAUUUGCUCCAAUACUGUUUCAGGACGUACUCCACAGUCUGCUGCAGAAUCAGCUUAUUGGGGAUAGUCUGCAAAGUUCAACAAUGAAUCUUACAAAUGGCCAUGCUGAGAUUGAUUAUCAAACAUGUGGAAACGAGUUAAAGAUCCAAGGAAACGCAUUGUAUAAAGCUGGCCGCUAUGUACAAGCUCUAAGAACAUAUGACAUGGCCAUAGGCGUUAUGUCAGAUGGGGUUUGUUUGGGCAUAAGCAAUUUAAUAAAAGAAUUAGCAGUGCUGUGGAACAACCGUGCCAAUGCCCUUUUCAAACUUGAAAAAUGGGAAGAGUCCCUUUUUUCUGCCCAGCAAAGUCUUCAACUGGAUCCAAGUUUUGUCAAGGCCUACUACCGUGCUGGAUAUUCCUUGGUAAAAUUAUAUGAUAUACAUUCUGCAUUGAAUGUUUUUGUCAUGGGACUUAUGCAGGUUACUUACACCGCAGAUGGCAGUGUGGUAGUAGACUUUCUGCAUGGUAUAUUCAUGGCCUAUGAAGCCAGUGGAGUGAAUGAUGUUUUCAUAGAAUUAUAUAAUCGUAUCUUAAGACAGAGCUACAAUACACAAAUCUGGAAGUUACUUAUUGUUAAACUCGUGAAAGAACAAAUGUACAAGUCCUGUCUUUUUUUGAUGUCAUCACGUGACAGACUGACUAAAGAUGUUAAGGACCUGAAAGCACCACUGGGAGGCAUAUUUGAGAAAUAUGUGAGUUCUACUUCAUGCGAGAAGUUGAAUCCCAUCAGUCAGCUUGUCACUUGGCUUAUAGAGAUGGGUGCUGAUGUGGACACCAUUGGAGAGCAUUCUCUUCAUGCUGUUAUCAAGCUCUGCAUGAAAUCAGUAGACAGCAGACUUUUCCAUCUAGUCUUAAGAACCAAACCAGCCAUGAAAAAACUGAUAAAUGAGAAAGACAGCGAUGGGAACACAGUGCUGCACCUUGUGGCAUCUUUUUCAUCAAAUGAUUAUUCACCAAAGCGCCAAGCACAAGAUGUAAAGAUGCUCCUGAAUUAUGGAGGUGACCCAUGCAUUGCCAACAAACAGGGAAAGGAUGUCGCAAGUAUUCUCAAACGAAAUAAAAACUUCAAAGCAGAGGACAUAAUAAAAAAGCAUCUGGCAAGUCAGAUUCCUGCUGAAGUUAAAUCAACCAGCUCAUCAGAAGUGUGCAGUGUUGUAGAAAUCAAGACCGAUUCACUUGAAUAUGCGUUGGAGCAAUUCACAGCCUUCUGUAAACAAACUGAUCAAGAUAAUACAUUUUUUGAACAUGAAUCCGUCAAGAAUUUUCUGCGAGUUCUGUCUUCUGUGAAAGAGAUUCCCCCUGACAUGAUAUGUGACAUCCCGGAUUCUAUGAUUGAAAGUCUCAUCACAAAGUUAAUACAGGAGCAGAAGUGGAAGGAGGUUCUGCUUCUUCUUACAAGAGAUACCAGUGGGGAGUCUACUCAGAGAGGACUGAUGAAAAGAUGUCCUCUUCCGAAUAUCAACAUUUGCCAUGUUCUAAGUCAUCUUAACCCCACAACGAAGUAUCGGUUGUCUUUAAUCAAGUUACUUUUAGAACAAGGAGUUUCUCCUAACGGUAUUGGAGACAUUGCAGAACAUCCGAUUUCUACAUGCUUAAAUAAAAGUGAUUUUGCUGUGGCCUGCUUGAUACUACGUAGUGGUGGAGAUCCAGAGAGAAUAUCCAUCACACAAGGAGACACUCCUCUGCAUGCUGUAGUUUCCAUUGCCUUGAAUAACCAAGGUGAUAAUGGAGUUUUGAUGACCAAACACCUUCUGGACCUGUACUCUAAAGAGCCACUGAAAUAUCCCUAUUUAGAUCCCAACACUCAGGACUACAAUGGGGAUACAGUUAUGCAUAUGGUUUUUCAAAGCAAUAACCCCAAACAGUAUCGCAGAAUAAUGGACCUACUUGCAAAAUUUGACAUCAAGCUAACAAUAAAUAAUAGCUUGGGAAGAGAUGUAAAGUACAAGAUAAAGAACACAGACCCCCAUUUUAUUGCUUGGAAUGAUGCUAGAAAGAAAUGCAAACAUAAUCAGCCACCACCUUUAGCAAAGUCUAGUAAGACACUGACUAGUAAAAACACGACUCAACUUAAGGCUCAGUCAAAACCACUGUCUUCUGCUUCUCUGCCUGACUCUGGGUGUAACCAAUCUGUGGAUACAGAUCCCCUUCUGCCACCUGAGAAAUUUGUAGAACACAUCAAGAAGGCAAUGACUCCAAGAGACAGUCUUGAGCAAACCAUCCGUGAUUUAAUAAAUUCCAUGGAACCGAGCAAAUGCCCAUCUGUGUUUGUCAGUGUGAGGCCAUCUCUGACUGGACAGCACAGAGAAGAGAAUACCACUGAGAUACCUGUAGUCCAUACAGACAGUGUCCCGGACUUUGAUAAGGCUUUGAAUGAUAAUUCUUCAGUGGUGAGUAAUAUUAAUGAGUGUGGUGAGAAUGGCUCACUAGUGCAUGACGAUAAUGAAGAAGACUUUGAACUUGUGGAAGAGAAUAUUGACCUUUCAAAUUUAGACUUCAAUAAUAUGACUUGGGAGAUUGAGUGUUCUCCAGAAGCCCUGAAGAAAUUAGGAAGCAAGGCAGUACCACAGUACAUGAAAAAUAAAAUCAUUAUUUCUAUUCAGAAGCUUGCAAAUGGAGAGUGGACCCGUAGUCUCCACAAACACCUUAAAUUGAAGAGCAAUAUCAAGUUGUAUGAAGUUAAGCUGGACAAAGGUGCCAGGCUUCUCUGGGAGCUUGCAAUCGAUUUUUCACCCCGAUGUAGUGAGGACCCAGAAAAAAUCUUGGCUACACAGCUGGCAUCAGAAAAAACAGGAAGGAUCUAUACUGAAAUAAUAAGGAUCUGGGAUAUUGUUCUUGACCACUGCAAACUUAAUCAUGCUAUCGAAAGCAUAUGCAGUGCUUACAACAGAGGUUUGACAUGUAUCCUGAGAAAAAAGCUGAAGGGCAUAACAAAGGUUAGAAUUUUCUCAAAUGCACAAAAGCGUAUUCCUAGGUAUUUUCUGGAAGACACUGAAUUGGAAAGAGACAUGGAGCCUUCUAUCCCCGAUUAUUUCCCCCCAGCUAGUGCAGCUGAAACGGAAUACAAUAUUUUGAAGUUCCACAGCUUCAGCACAGACAUGGCACUGAACAUAUUAAGCAAUAUGAACUACAGAGUUGAGUAUCCCUUCCGAGUUGGUGAAUUGGAAUAUGCUGUGAUUGAUCUAAAUCCCAAACCCAUGGAAACUAUUAUAUUAAUUGGCAGAAGCGGCACAGGAAAAACAACUUGUUGUUUGUAUCGCCUCUGGAAGAAGUUUCACUCAUACUGGGAAAAAGCAGAGUCAGUUGGCCCGUGGCUAGUAAAGCAGACCUGGCAACGGAGGAAGUUUUCUGAAAACGUGGAAGGUAAUGAUGACACAGAUAAUGAAGAGAAUUCUGAAACAGAAUCAUCUGACUGUGCAUAUGAAGAGGAAGCACCAGAACCAGAGAACAUAGAUGCAGACGAUAAUAUGCCAGAACAUGGGGAGGAAACCACUGUUAAAUUGGAACACUAUCAUCCUGUUUUUAUUACAAAAAAUCAUGUCCUUUGCCAGGAAGUACAAAGAAAUUUCCUUGAGUUAAGCAAAUCUACCAAGUCAACAAGUCAUUUCAUGCCAUUGGAGCCUAAUGUUUACAGGUUUCAAGAUAUCAAAGAUGAGAACUUCCCUUUGUUUAUAACCUCUCAGCAGCUGCUAAUGCUGUUGGAUGCCUCCAUGCCUGACCCAUUUUUUCCUAGAAAUGACGAUGGAAGUCUUAAAAGGAAUAUAGUUGGUUGGUCUACAUUGGAUAAUAUUGAUAUAAUAGAUUUGUUAAGAGAGGAUGAGGAGAUUGAGCCUGACCCAGAAAAUGAGGAAGAGGAAAAUAACUGUGAUCUUAAAGAGACUGACCCUCGCAUUUUUGUAACCUUUGAGUUAUUUGCCUAUGAGCUCUGGCCUAAAAUAAAAGGAAAGUCUCCUUACAAUGCAGCACUGGUUUGGAAAGAGAUUAAGUCAUUUUUGAAAGGCUCUUUUGAAGCAUUAAGCUGCCACCAAGGUAGACUCACAGAACAGGAGUACAUGAAACUUGGCAGGAAAAGAGCCCCAAACUUUGAAGGAGACAGGAAGGAAAUCUACAGUCUCUUCUGCACAUAUGAACAAAUGAAGUGCCAGCUGGGGUAUUUUGAUGAAGAGGAUGUCUUGUAUAAUUUAUCUUGCAGACUGUCAAAGCUUGAGGAACUGCCAUGGUCAAUUCAUGAGCUUUAUGGGGAUGAGAUUCAAGACUUCACCCAGGCAGAGCUCUUUCUGCUAAUGAGAUGUAUUAAUGAUCCCAAUUCCAUGUUUCUUACUGGAGACACUGCACAGAGCAUAAUGAAAGGGGUGGCAUUCCGUUUCAGCGACCUAAGAUCCUUAUUCUAUUUUGCAAACAAGAAUGGUUCUGAUGGCAAGAAAAAUUGCAUUGUUAGAAAACCAAAGCAACUAUAUCAUCUGUAUCAAAACUAUAGGUCUCAUUCUGGGAUUCUUCAUCUGGCUUCUGGUGUUGUGGAUCUGCUGCAAUACUUUUUCCCAGAGUCUUUUGAUCGACUACCACGGGACUGUGGGUUGUUUGACGGCCCAAAGCCAACAGUGCUCGAGUCUUGCUGUGUUAGUGACCUGGCUAUAUUAUUACGUGGCAACAAAAGGAAGACACAGCCAAUUGAAUUUGGAGCACAUCAGGUGAUUUUGGUGAAAAAUGAGAUUGCCAAGGAAAAUAUCCCUGAGGAAUUGAGUCUUGCCCUGGUUCUAACUAUUUAUGAAGCAAAAGGCUUGGAAUUUGAUGAUGUACUCCUGUAUAACUUCUUCACUGACUCUGAGGCUUCUAAGGAAUGGAAAAUUAUUUCUUCUUUUAAUCCAGUUGUAAUUACAAAUGAGGAGAGGCAGCCACUUAUUGAAGUUCCUUUGGAAAGCUCUUCUAAUCGUACUAAUAGACAAUUACUAGUGGAUCCAGAAAUGCACAAGAUAGUAAACGGGGAAAUGAAACAACUGUAUACAGCUAUCACCAGAGCCAGAGUAAACCUGUGGAUAUUUGAUGAAAACCAGGAGAAGCGAGCGCCUGCCUUUACAUACUUCAUGAAAGGGAAUUUUGUGAAAGUGGUUCGGACAGAUGUAAACAAAGAUAUUGAUGAUAAUAUGUUUGUGAAAACUUCCACUAAAAAAGAAUGGAUUUCUCAAGGAGAUUAUUAUGCCAACCAUCACUGUUGGAAGGUUGCUGCAAAGUGUUACCAAAAGGGUGAAGCAUUGGAGAAAGAGAAACUUGCCUUUGCCCAUGAUGAAGUAUUACAGCUGCAGUCUAGAAAAGCCAGUCCAAGGGAAAAACAAAUGGGAUACAUGAUGCUUGCCAAGACCUACUUAGAAUGCAAAGAAGCAAAACUGGCUCUGAAAUGUCUAAUGAAGGCCAAUAAGUUUAAACUUUGUGGAGAACUUUGCAAAAAACUUGAAAAGACCAAAGAUGCAGCUUACUUCUACAAGAAAGCACAAGAGAACAAAGUUGCUGCCCAGUUGUAUGAGCAGAGUGGAGAAUUUGAAGCAGCACUUAACCUGUAUUACCAUGGGAAGAUGUAUGAAGAAGCUGCUGAUGUUAUUGAAAGGCACCACAGGAAGCAUCCUGAUGCACCAUUACAGUUCAAUGAGAAACAGUUCUAUUUAGAAGCUUCUGCAGAAUACUUCAGAAACAAUAAACUCAAAAAAAUGAGUGAAAUGCUUUCUAAACUUGACGUUGAAGAUCAGUUGGUCUUCCUUAAGAAUCGAAGAUGCUGGAGUGAAGCAGCUGACUUGCUUAAGAGUAAGAACAGAUGUGAAGAAGCAGCAUGUUUUAUGCGAGAGAAUGGCAGGUUGUUAGAAGCAGCAGACCUGACAAGAAGGAGAGCGUUUCGAGCAUCCUGCUUGCUUGCAGCAGCUCGUCACAGCAUAGCAAACGGUAAAAACCCUGGCACAAUUCUUUCCGAGGCUCUGCAGCUCUUUACAGACACAAACAACCAAGUUGAAGCCUCGGAGACUAUCCUCCUUCAAGGAAUUUUGGAGAGUGAUUUUGAAAAAAUCAGGAAAUCAUUUUUUUAUUUCAAGAAAUCAUCUCAUCAUGCUGGUGUUGUAGAAGCACUCCUUGAAGCUUCAAUCUGUGAUGAGUCCAACCCUAAACUAUUGACAUUGGCUUCAUAUGGUCUUGAGUCUCUGGUGACACUCCUAAAAGCAUUAAAGGAUACAAAAAGUAAUGCAGAGCGGGAGAUGGUGAAGUACUGUCUAGAAUUUUAUGGCCUUGUACAAGUGGAUGAACACCAAUGCUCUAUUCUUCAACAUGAAGGGGCAAGAUUUUUACAAAUAAAAGUAGAAGAGGAUAAGGAACCGGUAGAACUCAAAGAUGUGAAGUUGUGGUUGCAAAAUCACUUUCUAAAAAAGCUAUUUGAAAUAUCUAAAAUGGUCCUAGGAAACCCUUACCCAGAUGUUUGUGACAAGUACAUAAUAGGUCUAGAGUGUACAGAUGAAAAUUGUCAAAGUUUGCAGAUGAAAAAUGUGCACGAGCCUUUACAACAUUUUCAGUUGAGAAAAAUAUUGCAGUCUAAAGUCAAUUUAAUCACUAUUUGUGGAUUGCUGGUUGAAGCACAAAACAUAUCCAAAGAUUUCUCUGAUGAUCUCGAAGAAAUUGUCAAAGCUCAUGGGUAUAAUUACUGCAAUUCAUUUUUAAGGCUUGUUUUCUCUAAACAUUUCCAUCUUCGUGUACUUUCAGAAAACUCAAAAAUGUGCAGAGAUGUCCUUCUCAAAUUUCCAGUGCCAGGAAUAACCAUGCUAAACAAAUUCCUGGGCUCCCUCUUCACAGAAGAUAAACGAAGUAGAAGAGAGUCAACUGACUUCUGGCUAAAAGUAAUGCAGAUAUGUAGCUUACAAUCACGGUAUCCACAUAGUCUGCAGCGUUUCCUUGAAAUGGAGGAGAGAGCUUAUAGCGAGGAGUAUAACAAGCAGAACAGGAAGGUUCAUUAUUCACAAGGAAUUGGUAACCGCAUAAAGUAUCCCGAAGGCAGACACGGCAUGCUGAAACCUGAAAAAUCAAGCAUUUCAUCAAAAGUGACUCACAUCCAUUUUUUUCGGCUGCUACAAACUUCUUUACAGGAGCUGUAUGUGACCAGAGACCCAGAUAGCUGCAAGCGACAUUUUUACAGGUUUAUGAAUUUGCUAGUCAGGAAAUGUGUUGAGCCAUUGAUUCCUAACAUCGGAAACACAGUGAUGCUUCUAGAGUUCCAGUUUAUUCUCUGUAGUGCCACACUGAUGCGAUUUUGCAAGGAGGCUACAGUUGUACUUCCAAAAAGUUACAUUUCCAUUCUCCACUAUUGGGAAUUCAUGUUUGGAAAGAAAGGUUCUCUGAAAGAUACAUAUGCCAUCUUGUGGGAAUACAAACCAAAGGAUCUUCGUCAGCUUACAUGGGAGUUCAGGCAUCAUCUUUUUUAUCUUGCUGCUGUUCUUGUUGGUGAAGAGAAUACGGAGUUCAAUGUUCUUCUUGAUGCAUUCAGUUGUGUAGAUUGUGUUACUUCAGGAGAAGCUGAAAGAACAUUAGUGCUUUGGUUAGUAAUGAUGGUAAAUCUUACUGGUGUUGUUAAUGAAAAAGCAAGACCUAUACUCACAAACUAUAUUCCAAUGAUCCAGAACAAGCUGAUAUCUCUAAUAAAUGAAUUCCCCUCAAGAGUUCCAAGUAGGUUGAUUAGUGCUGUUGACAAAGUUGCUUCAACUGAGAAUACCGAAGAUCUGAUUUCCGUGCUCCAAGAAUUGCUGGGACAACGUGAUGAUGAACGCUUGGUGGAAUGUUCAUGGAGGUGGGACAUAAUGUAUAGCAAAGGGCAAGUACGUGGAAUUUACUUUGAUGAUAAAUUCAAGUUUAGAAAGUUUUCUUACGUUCAAUACAAUAUUCAAAAUGUUAAACCCUUCUCCAUGGAUAAUGAGCAAGAAGAAUUUGAGGAAGAGAAAGUUGAUCUCUUGGCAGCCAUGGCAGCUGAUGUAGAAAAGCAAAUUGCCUCACGAAAGAUGCAUACGGUAUUUCUUGUUGCAUACAUCUGUAUAAAGUGGAAAAAGGCUACCAAUCACAUGUCGAAAACGCACAUGGAAGAGGUGAUUCCAGAUAAUUUUAAAAGGGCAUAUGUUGACCGAACCCAAUGUGACUUAUGUGGAGUGAAAUUUUCAAAAGUGAUGACAUUCUCUGACCCGCUAGAAAUUGAAGAAGACCCAGAAGAAGUUGCAACUCCAACCAUGAAAAAUAUUGAGGAAAUUCAAUUACAAGAUGUGAGAGAAAAUUAUGAAAAUCACACUGCCCAUGAGAAACAUAGAGAGCAAAACAAGGCCUACAGAAAGUAUCUACAGUUUUUUCAACUUACAGUGGAUACAGUGAUCAAUGAAGGAAAGUCUCUUAUAGAAACUAUGGAGCACACUUCAGCAAACAGAUUAACCUCAAGGGAAGAGUUACGCUUGGAACAGACUAAGAUAGAGAACAAAAUUAAAAUAAUUACUGAAUUGAUGGAAGAUAUCUAUGAGCGAAAGAACUGGGCUCUAGCUGAGGAGUUAAUGAUAAACCCUGUGAAUGAUUUGGCUAGCAGUAUUUCUAAAGGGGCCAAGUUGCUGAAGAAGACUGAAUACCAGAUGCCAAAAACAGGAGAACUGCAAGAGGAUUACGAAAUUGACUUCCUUGGUUUUGAUGAGCUUUGUCCUAAGAAAAAUAAAAGGGGCAAAAGAAAGUCUAAACGUCACUGAUUCUUCAUUUCAUUUUAAGUCACAUGUGAUAAGAGACUAUCUGUGUGUAAACAAGUUAAUUGUAUUUUUUUAAUUGUUAGUGUUUUAACCUUUUCCUUGUUUUAUAAAAAAAAAAAACACGAGGACGUGCUGACCGACAGUAUAUUAAGUAAUAUACUGUGGAGGCCUGUUUACUUCUGUUUAAAUUGGGUUUUAUUAAGGAAAUCAGAAGAUGACCACAUUUCCAUUUAUAAUGUAUGAUAAUGAAUACUAUUGCUUUACACAAAUCCUUAUCGGACAUCUGAAUAGUUUUGGAGUACAUACUGCGAUGUUGCACCACGUGGGGCUGUAAAUCGAUUAACAGUGGCCUUCUGAAGUUUAUGGGAACAAUUACUUCUCACGUAUUCUAUUGUCUGUUUUGGCACAUCCGUUUUGUAACAGCCUGUAGCGUAGUAUUUUGCUCUUGUUUUUUCAUGGCAUUGGUUUUCAGAAAAAUUAAACAAAAAAAAAAAACCUGAACAGGACCCCAAAACUUAACACAAUGCACAGAACUUGUUCUUUUCUACAGUCAACUAAUUCAUUUACUGUACUUUUUAUUAAAUGUUUUAUUUAGUUGGCAUGUCUUAUGUAGAUUGUCUUUGCACUUGUACUAAAAACCGUUAUAAAAUUCUGAACUUAACUUUUUUUAUUAUUUUUUUAUUUAAAUUUGCUGCGGUCUGUAUAUUUAUUGUUCCACAUAUUAUGUCCUUGCAUUUGUUGCAUUUAAUUUUGUAUGAUACUGCUUCAAGUUUAGAAAACUUAAAAUUGGCCAUAUGUCUGCAGCUGUAUUCAUUAAUAAUGCGUACUGUAUGUACGCAAGAUGUGUGUUCUUUUUCUUUACAGUGGCAGACCAUUUAUAUUUUGAAAAAUCAAUUUUGGUACAGUCGAUUAAUUGAUUAAUGCACACAUUGAGCAACUUCGUACUUUCUUGUUAAGCUGUAUUUGAAUAUUUUGUUCAAAUAUAUUUGUCAGGUAAAUUUAAAAAAUGUUUAAUCAGCUGAAAAUAUUCUCAUAUAGUUCCAAAAAAAUAAAAUCUUUUUCACUCUUCUUUUAAUAAUAUAUUUUCUUUUAAGGUAAAAUUGCAUAUUAUAGUGCUUGCUUUCUGCUUCCAGUGACACUUUUUUUUGUUGUCCAUAAAGCAAUCAUAUAUACAGUAUAUUUUUAAAAUGUCCUGGUCUUUGCAGUUUGCAAUAAUAUAUUAUUUUUUUGUACCUGUUUAAUAAAGUUUAAUGUUGUAAUCACAUUUGGAAAAUGUUAAUUUU
Pseudophryne corroboree (corroboree frog) is the source of this 10143-nucleotide messenger RNA. RefSeq names its product tetratricopeptide repeat and ankyrin repeat containing 1 (gene TRANK1). Lineage: Eukaryota; Metazoa; Chordata; Amphibia; Anura; Myobatrachidae. The transcript has 25 exons. The record is from RefSeq and is a predicted model, not a curated record. Gene Ontology annotation, molecular function: protein binding. Bases 170 to 8863 code for a protein of 2897 amino acids.